UGUCGUGUCCCCCCCCCCGCCCCAUGGCAGUGGGUCCAGGAGCAGGCCCCGGACGUGCUGUGCCUGCAGGAGACCAAGUGUGGGGCGGCGUCGGUGCCGGCCGAGGUGCGGGAGCUGCGGGCCCUGCCCCACCAGUACUGGGCCAGCCCCGAGGGGAGGCCCGGUUACAGCGGCGUGGGGCUGCUGUGCCGGCAGGAGCCGCUGCGCGUCACCUACGGCAUCGACGACCCCGAGCACGACCCGUCGGCCCGCGUGGUGACGGCCGAGUUCCCGUCUCUCUUCGUGGUGUGCGCCUACGUGCCCAACGCCGGCCGGGGCCUGGCCCGCUUGGAGCCUCGCCUCCGCUUCGACGCCGCUUUCCGGGCCUUCCUCCGCCGCCUCGACGCCCGCAAACCCGUAGCCUUGGGGGGAGACCUGAACGUGGCCCACACCGAGCUCGACCUCCGGCAUCCGGCCGCCAACCGCCGCUCGCCGGGCUUCACCGAAGAGGAACGCCAAGGUUUCGGCGCUCUCCUCGAGGCCGGCUUCGUCGACGCCUUCCGCGCCUUGUACCCGGACCUGCCCCACGCCUACACCUUCUGGACCUACUUGGGGGGCGCGCGGGAGCGUAACGUGGGCUGGCGUCUCGAUUACUUCCUCAUCUCCGAGAGGCUCCGGGAGGCCUUGUGCGACUGCAAGCUCCGGCCCCGCGUCAUGGGCAGCGAUCAUUGCCCCGUCGAGCUCUAUUUGGCCCUGUGA
Molecule: messenger RNA, 738 nt
Organism: Pezoporus occidentalis (night parrot)
Lineage: Eukaryota; Metazoa; Chordata; Aves; Psittaciformes; Psittacidae
Gene: APEX1
Product: apurinic/apyrimidinic endodeoxyribonuclease 1
Exons: 2
Biological process (GO): base-excision repair
Cellular component (GO): nucleus
Molecular function (GO): DNA binding; double-stranded DNA 3'-5' DNA exonuclease activity; DNA-(apurinic or apyrimidinic site) endonuclease activity
Source: RefSeq, a predicted model, not a curated record